AUGUCAUCCAAACCAGGGGCCACACUCGUGGCCUUGGUCUUGGCUGUCGUGGUCGCGCUUCUAGUCGCGCCUGCCGUUGCCGUGAACAUUACACUCGAGGAAGGUGUUCUCUCGGAGCCAUAUGAGAUCGAUCUCAACGUCUCAGCGCCCGCACAGGGCGUAACGGUGUCUACGAUUGGCACCGCCACCGUUGCAACGCCAGAUGACUCAGCAGCCGGUGUUCCAGCAUUCUUCCCGGAUAAGCCUUGGGUGGAGCAAGGACUGGAGGCUGAGAAUGUCGCUAUCCUCCCAAACAACGAUCUGGUCCUCUAUGGCGAGGGCUAUGUGACUUUUGCCUCAUCAGAGGGGAGCACAACCAGUUUCGUCGUGUCCGAGCCGGUAGACGCCUGCGUGGCCACCUGGGGCUCCAUCACCUACGUGGCAGUCGCCAACUACCGUGCAGGGAGCAAUUAUCGCAUUUCAUCUCCCAUCUUUGCCAACAACGGUGCCGGAUGGACACAGGUGGAUGCCGUUGAGACGCUGGGCGGUCAGGGUUGUGCCUUCAAUGUCCUGGAUGAUGCCCUGCUGCUUGCGUUUGCCAAUAGUCACGACAGCAGCUUUACCACCUCGAUACAGUCGUUUGUAUAUGUGCUCCAAGACGGCAGUUUUCAGCUCCGGGAUACGGCGGCCACCAUUGGUGCUCAAAGUGUUGCACCAGUUACUGCCGGCGACGCUGUUGGGUUUGUGUUUGGCAAUGUCUAUGAUUCAGAGAGCCAAAGCUCCAGCGUGGCCUCUCACCUGUGGCUAUACGAUUCAAACCAGCUACUCGAAUCUGGCGCAAGUUUGACUGUGGGUGCUACCCAUGACGUCUCUUCAGUUACUUGCCUAAACAAUCAAAGCUUUGUAGCCGUGGCGCUUCAGGCAACGGGGAGCUUUACGUCCUCCGUGGCCGUCUUCUCCAUCAGCCCCGCCGGUGCCGCGCAGACGCUCAGCGUUGUGGCAACCACUUAUGCUGCCCGGGACGUGACACUCUUUUGUGACGCGCAGUUGUCACUCCUCAUCUCUCAGUCGGAGGUUGACGGCAGCGAGGCGGCUUCCGCUUGGUAUGACUGGAGUGUGGCGCGAGGCAGUUUUGUGGCGGCCUCUCGUUCCCUGCCUGCGGCUCAAUCUGUGGAUAUGAACCAAGCUGGGCACAUCGCGUUGGUGGAUCGUUUGGCCUCGUCACGCGUGAUCGUCUACGACAUGGUCCGCUACUCCGUGGCCGAUGUGAUCAUUCACUUUGCAAACAGUCAGCUGUACCUCGACGUGGAGGACGACGACGAAGACGAGCAAUCAGAGUCCCUCGUCAUCACUUUGGCUGGUGCCAGCCCCGCUGAAAUUUACCUUACCUUGCUGGACAAUGACGUGACCCUGUUCACAGUUGAAACGUUGGCCCUCAACGUCUCCGAGGAUGUUGCCAAUGGCACGAUUGUUUAUACCUCUUUGUCAAAUUUGGUCAACUCUUCUGGCACUGUGCAGUUUCAGCUUGAGGACACCACACGUACUUUCGCGAUUCUUGGCGACGAUCUGAUCCUCACUCAGACGCUUGAUCGCGAAACGAUUGACAGCUACUUGGUGCGCUUGGAGGCCAGUCAGGCUGGCGUUGACGGUGUCGAUGCCCUUAUCAUCGAGGUUUCGGUCCUCGACGUCAACGACAAUGCUCCUGCCUACAGCCAAAGUGCCUACUACCUCUUUUUCAACGAGAACAGCUCCGUCGGCACCAGCCUGGCCAUGCUACCAGCAACAGACGCAGACUUGCACGCGGCCCUCGUUUAUAGCCUCAGCAGCAGUUCCCAAUUUGCAUUGGACAGCUUGACGGCCAACCUUACCUCGCUGGUCGUAUUCGAUGCCGACCCCGUGGCGCUAUCCCCAAUCAGCCUGCAGAUGACAGCCUCAGAUGGCACCUUCUCUUCAAGCGCCGCCGUAACCGUUGUCAUCUUGGAUGUCAACGACAAUGCUCCGGUUUUUGACCAGGUGCAGUACCAAGUGACUGUUCCCGAAAGCACAGCCACAGGCACGCAGCUUGCCCGAGUUCAAGCUACCGACGCCGAUCGCGCCCUUGUGAAUCGCCAGCUUAAGUAUACCUUGCUCAACGCUACUGACAUUGUGCGCGUUGCCGCUAGCACGGGCGCCAUCACUCUCAUCGGGGCUCUUGACUACGAGUCUCAAACAAGCUUCGUGGUUGCAGUGCAGGCCAGCGAUAGUGCAGCGACCCCGCAGCGCACCACAGUUUAUUUUCGCCUCCUCGUGUCGGAUGUCAACGACAACGGGCCUAGGUUCUCUGCCCUUUCUGCUAACUUCUCCUUCCCAGAAUCCACAACUGUUGGCACGACAGUGUUUACCACUUCAGCCGCGGACCCAGACACGGUUGGGCCACGCCCCACCUACUCAUCUAACAACCUACCAGCUUUCUUCAGCCUCAACUCCCAAUCGGGGGCCUUGGUACUGAGCAUCGCCGUUGACUAUGAGACUGCAGCUGCCUCCUACGCCUUUGAGAUUGUGGCCACCGAUGCCGAUAACGGUCUCACGGCCACGCAAAGCAUUCAGGUUCAGCUGCUUGAUGUCAACGACAAUGCCCCCGAGUUUGUGGGCAGCACCACAGAGUUUGAUGUUCUUGAAAGUGCCAGCGUCGAAACCGUUAUAGCUCGCAUCGAGGUCCGAGACGCCGACUCGGGCGCCAACGGCAACGUCACGCUGAGCAUUGACGCUACCUUUUCCGACGCGGUAGUGGUCAUUCACCCAACAACCGGCGUUGUAUCGCUGACCAGUAGUUUGGACUAUGAGCAGGAUCAAGAAUACUUUUUCCGCGUCCUGGCUCGUGAUGCCGGCUCGCCGCAGCAAGAAACAAUUCGGGAUUUUCGCAUCAACGUACUGGACGUCAACGAUAACACUCCUGUCGCCGACGAUCUGGCUAUUAGUGUGUGGGAAAAUGCCACUGUGGGCUCUGUCCUUGCAUGGAUUGAUGCUCGUGACGCUGAUUUGACGCCUGCCUUCCGCAACAUCAGUUUCACCACAAACAGUCCCGUCGUCUCGAUUGACAGCGAGGGGCGCGUCAUCCUUGAAGAAGCACUGGACUACGAGGCCGACACCUUUUACGAGGUGACAGUUUUCCUUUCUGAUGGACGGUUUGUGUCCUCCAUGCUCCUCUCACUCACCGUACUCGACGUCAACGACAACCGGCCCAUUUUUGACGGUCUCCCUUCUUCCAUCACGCUUGCUGAAGAUCUGGUGACCGGCACGAGCGUGCUGACGGUGACCGCUCUAGACCUCGACUCGGGGGUCAACGCUGCGCUGCGUUAUACCCUCGCCAGCGAUGAGAGCUUCUUGACUAUUGGCAGUGUUUCGGGCAUUUUGACGCUCGACUCAGCUCUCGAUUUCGAGUCGUUGUCGAGCUUCAGCGUCAACGUGACCGUCACCGACAUGGGCUCGCCGGCCUUGUCCACUACGGCCAUACUGCAGGUCAUGGUGUUGGAUGUCAACGAUAACAGCCCGGUUUUUCCCAAUCAAACCCUGUCUGAGACCGUGGAUGAAAACACUGCGGGUAGCAUUGCCUUCAGUGGUGCCACCGAUGCCGAUGCCGGUGACAACGGCGCCGUCACAUACGCCUUGGUAAAUGACUUUGGGGGUCUAUUUUCCUUGAGUGGUACGUCGUUGACACAUGCGCAAUUGGAUGCUGAGGUAGCCACGGAGUAUUCCGUGGUGGUGCGUGCUACCGAUGGCGGCACCCCGGCUCUCUCGAGCGAUCUGGUCCUGGUCAUCUCCGUGCAGGAUUUGAACGACGAAGCUCCUAUCAUUGCUGCACCGAGUGUCCUGCAGUUCUCAGUGCGAGAGGACGAUGUUUUCCCCACAAACCUCUCAACGCUGACCAUCAGUGAUGCCGAUGUGACCGCUAGUAACCGUGAGAGUGAGCUUGAGGUGUCUGAGAAUUGCGCGGCCUUUGUGGAGGUGCAGGACACCUUGUUGAUUUUGCGCACAAUUCCCGAUGAAACGCCACAACUGCAGUGUAGCGUCACCACACGCAACCUCAAUGAUCCUGCAAUGGCAACCACUUCGCCGCUGACCAUCAACAUUGAGUUGCUCAACAAAUAUACUCCUGUCUUCGUCAACUUGACGGACACCAUGACCGUGCUGGAGAACCAAGCUGUUGGUACGGUGGUGGGCCAAGUCUGGGUUGAGGAUGCCGACUUGGACGAGAACGGUGCCAUCACAUUUGCACUUUUGAACGCCACCAGCUUCUUCUCCAUCGCCAAGGGCGCUCGCGUGGGUAACACAACCAGCGCGACUCUGUACAGCCAGUAUCGCUUUGAUCGCGAGGCGCAGGCAACUUAUCUUGUGGCGCUCCGCGCAAGCGACGGUGGAGCCGACACCAAGUCGGCCACCGUGACCAUCACCGUACAGAUUGGCGAUCUCAAUGACAAUCCACCGCAAUUCGACCAGGGCUCAUACUCUGUAUCAGUGUCCGAAGCAUUGUCUGUGGGAACUACCGUAUUGCAGCUCACUGCAUCCGAUGCCGACGUGGGGGAGAAUGCGGCCUUCUUUUUUGAGCGCGUGUCCGGCUCCGCUUCUUUCAACACAACUCUUGCUGGGGCCAUUCAGGUCAUUGCACCUCUGGAUUAUGAGACGCAAACCUUUCACACCCUGACAGUGGCCGUGCUGGACGAAUCAGGCAGCGGCGCUCUUCGCACGGUUCAGAUCUACAUUGUUGAUGAGAACGAUAACAGCCCUGUCUUUGGAGCUCUUUCCAAAGUUGUCAUUACCGAAGCAACUAGUCCAGGAACGUCCAUCGAGCAGGUGUUUGCCACGGACGCCGACAGCGGCAUGAAUGCCGCCCUGACCUACUCCAUUGUCAGCGUCGUGCCAUCUGUUACCGGCGAGACACCUUCAAGCCAGCUCUUUGCCAUGGCACCAACCACUGGCGUGGUGACCACGACGGCGCCGUUGGAUUUCGAAAAAGUCAAAGCUUACAACAUCACCGUGCAAGCGACCGAUGCUGGUGUACCUCCACGCGCCACAACAAGCGUGUUCACUGUGGAGUUGACCGAUGUCAACGACAAUGCACCUGCAUUGAGCGCCGGCUUUGCGCUGGCCUACAACGUGUCCGAGGAUAGUGCUGUGGGCUUGACCCUCUUUGCUGCCAUGCCGGUGACGGAUGCUGAUUCGGGGCUCAAUGCUGCCCUUUCGUUUACCCUCAGCUCACCCUACUUUGCCAUCAAUGCCUCGACGGGUGGAGUGACGCUUGCAGCUCCCAUCGACUAUGAGCAGGUGCAGGCUUUGGCUCUCAAUGUUUUGGUGACAGAUGGUGGCGUGCCAACAAGAACACUGCCCGUCAGCCUUGCCAUCACCGUCCUGGACGUCAAUGACAACGCGCCCAUGGCAUCAAACGCCAGUUUCAGCGUGCGCGAGGAUGCCUCUGUCAACGCGGUGCUGGGUACUGUCUCGGUGUCAGAUGCGGACACUGGGUCUAAUUUUGUCUUCGUGGUUCCACCUAGCGUUCCGGUGAUUAUUGCUGGUGAUGGAACAGUCACGUUGUCAGAGCCGCUGGAUCGCGAACAAGUGGCGUCGUAUGAUGUGCUUGUCACAGUGUACGAUCAGCCGGCUGCUCCUCGCAACAGUGCCCAGUUUCGACUUGUGGUGACGGUGACAGACGUGAAUGACAACGUGCCGGCGUUUGACUCUUCCUAUCUUGCGGUGAAUGUGACCGAGUCGAGCAACAGCAUUACAGUGUUGGGCCCUUACUUGGCGACCGAUCCUGAUGUAGACAAUGCCAUCGUCUACAAUCUUGUGCAAGAUGGCGUCGUGGCCACCCGCAACGCGACGGGCCACCUGCUAUUGGAUCCUUUGGAUCGCGAGACUGUGAGUGCCUUUAAUCUUACUCUCGUGGCGUUUAACCCGGAUAAGCCAGCCAGCCAGGGCCGACUGGUUAUUGCCGUGACUGUGACAGACAUCAAUGACAACGUGCCUGAGAUCCCUGCAGCCCAGCUCACCAAUAUUAACGUCAUUGAGGAGAACACGACUGGUGUUUUACGCACCUUUGCUCCUGUCGAUGCGGAUGAAGGAAUCAACGCUGUCAUUACCCUCUCUCUGGCAAAUGAUUACGACGGUCGCUUCGUGCUCUCCCCAACCUACGAGCUCUCGCUGACGCAGCAACUUGACCGCGAGGCCUUUCCCAACGGCAUCGACUUGGUCAUUACUGUCCAAGACGCCGGCACCCCUAGCCUCAACAGCUCAGCCAGUGUGCAUGUCAACAUUAUUGACGUGUCAGAUAAUGCCCCCGUUUUUGCCAACAACACAUAUACGUUUUCUCUGCCUGAAGGUACCUAUGCCACCUCAAGCGUGGUGGGUCAAGUGACAGCCACAAGCUCGGAUUCGGGCGCCAACGCCGACGUGGCCUAUAGUGUUUCACCCACCACCCGGUUUCGCAUCAAUGCCUCUACAGGUGUCAUCUCUACCCAGCCAAACAUGACCUUUGAUCGUGAAACAAUCGCAAGCCAUACGCUGACCGUCUCGGCCGUUUCGGGCCCUGAGAACAAGCCUCUGGUCGCUCAAGUGGCUGUGACGGUUGCAAUUGCUGAUAUCAACGACAACACGCCGGUUUUAAUGGCGGCCCCAGCAUCAUUGACGCUUUCAGAGGCCACGGCAGUUGGCACGACGCUGCAUACGUUUGAGGCUACAGACGCCGAUGCGGGCGUCAACGCAGCCUUGACCUGGAGCCUGCAAGAUACAAACAACGGGCGUUUUAGUAUCAACGAGAACGGCGAACUGAAACUCGAGCGUGCCUUUGACUUUGAAGCGCAGCCCUAUCAUCAGCUAACAGUCGUAGUAACGGACGGCGGUAUUCCGGCUCGAUCGGCCUCUACGAACAUGCUGAUCAUUCUGACUGAUGCCAAUGAUGAGACACCUCAAUUACAGCGGUGCAAGUGCCUCAGCGCUGAUCAGACCAAUGGUGCCGUUGCCGUUUCAAAUACCGGUGUGAUCACCCUGGCCAAGGCCCUGGACCGCGAGACCAUGGCUGUUUUGCGCUUUGAUGUUCUUGUCACCGAUACAGGUGAGCCGCCUUUGAGCAACAGCACGAGCAUCAUGAUCACCGUUAGUGACGUGAAUGACAACGCGCCGGCUUUUGCUGACAGUGACAUCAGCAUCGGUGUGGCCGAGGAUGAGGCCAUCGGUUUUGCCCUCGUGCAGCUCGUGGCCACAGACGCCGACAGUGGUAUAAACGCUGCCGUGACCCUCUCUGUGGAUGCUGUGUCUGCCGAGCGCUUUCACAUUGAUAAUGAUGGAUACCUGCGCUUGUCGCAGCGACUGGACUAUGAGGUGCGACGGGCUUACAACGUGACCAUUACGGCCACUGAUGGCGGGUUCCCCGCUCUUUCCAGUACCGCCCUUGUGCGCGUUCAUGUUACCGAUGUGGACGACAACGCAGCAGUUAUUGUUGAUCCCGGCGUGGCGAUCAUGGCUGAGGACGCACCUGUGCAGGCUACCGUUGCAAUCCUGCACUUUACCGAUGCAGAUACCGGGAUCAACGCGCAAGGAACUUGGAGCAUCACGGCGCAGACCUCAGCGGGCCAGUUUGGUAUCAACGCUUCAUCGGGUCGCCUCGUCCUUUUGAAAGCGCUUGAUUUUGAGAUGCUGCAGGAGCACGAGGUGUCCGUGCAGGUCACGAAUCAAGCAACGGGACUGGCCUCCAGCGUGUUCGUGGUCGAGGUCGAUGUCACAGACGUCAAUGAUAAUGCGCCUAUUUGUAGCGAGAGUAGCUAUGCCUUUAGCAUCCCCGAAAACGUGGCAAAUGGUGUGGUCGGGGUGAUUACGGCGACUGAUGCCGACAGCUUGGGUCUAAGCAACGCUUCCUUCGUGCUCAACAGCUCUGCUUUUACCGUGGACAGCGAGGGAGUUGUGCGCACCGCCAUGGCAUUGGAUGCGGAUAACGCCAGCUCGCAGUACUUUUCGCUUUCCGUUAUCAUCACAGACCACCAAUAUCCCGGUCCCCUUAGCAGCGUGCCGUGCCCAGUGGAGAUUACCGUGGUUGACGUUAACGACAACGCUCCCCUUUACACGAGCAGCCUGUCGUUUGUUGUAGCUGAGAGCGCAGAGACUGGCGCUGUGCUAGGCCCGCUCAUCUUCACCGAUGCUGAUUCUGGUAACAACGGGGUUGUCAAUGUGCAGCUGAACAAUUCGCACUUUGCCGUGUCUAAUAAUCAGUUGGUCUUGCAAGCUGCUCUCGACUACGAAAUUGUCACAUCGCUGGCUGUUGCCGUUCAGGCAACCGAUGAAGGGUCACCUGCGCAGAGUACGACCGUAGUGGUCUUGGUGACAGUCACGGACGUCAAUGACAACGCCCCCCGGUUUGCAAAAGCCGAGUACACGGCAACUAUCAAUGAGAAUGUUGCUUCGGCCGAAGUGGCGACGCUUGUGGUGAUGGAUGCCGACAAUGAACCCUAUGCAGCCAGCCACAUCUUCCUCAACGACUCGAAUACACAGUGCGAGCAGUAUUUGACCGUCAACUCCACAAGUGGAGCAGUGGCCUUGGUGGCUCCACUGGAUUACGAGGUUAUUCAAGAACUGAGCUGCACGGUAGCCGUGGUCAAUAUCUUGCCAUUGGUAGGGUCAGCUGCCGCAGAGCCCUGGGCUACCACGUUGGUUCGUGUGAGCGUUGUGGACUUGGACGAUAAUGCACCUGCCUUUACGUCGGUGCCAGACACCGUCACAGUGCCCGAGAAUGUGCCUAGGGGAACCAUUGUGCAUGUUUUUACGGGCGCGGAUGCUGAUGUCUUCCAGUCACCAGCCUUCAGUUUUGUGCUUGCGCUCAACACAGGAGCAGCACCGGUGACGCUGGCCCCUAAUGGCACCCUGUACACUUCAGGAGAUGUGGAUCAUGAGCAGCUGACCGAAGCCCCGCUGAUCAUUCGAAUCCAGGAUGAUAACAAUCCACUCUAUUUUGCCGACGCCAACGUUACGCUCCUGAUCGAGGAUGUAAACGACAAUGCCCCCGUUUUCAACAACGCUAACACGCUCGACGUGCUGGAGGAGCUUUCAGUGGGCACAACACUAAGUCUGUUGAACGUCACGGAUGCCGAUGCAGGAGCAAACAGUCAAAUCACUUACAGCAUUCUCGAUAGCGGGAGUCGAUUGGGCAUCAACAGCACCACGGGCGAGCUGCGAGUACUGCGGCGUCUGAAUCGGGAGAGUACGGAUGCGCUUGUCAUUAUCGUGACAGCCACGGAUGGUGGUGCUCCACCUCGUUCCACAUCCCAGACCAUCACCAUUCAACUAACAGAUAUUAAUGAUAAUGUCCCAACCUUCCUGAGCCUUGCCUACUAUGAGCAGGUUGGCGAGCUGACGCCGGUGAACACUACGGUUCUACAGGUCGAAGCGGUUGAUGCCGACAUUAAUGACAACGCCGCCAUCGAAUACCUCCUCUUUGGUGCAGCUGGCUCUUACUUUAAUCUAAACUCCACCACCGGUACUCUGGCUGUGCAGCAGUCUCUUUUGCCGCUAGUUGGCACAACAGUCACCCUGGAGAUCAUGGCCCGCCACCCCAUCGUCACCAGCAGUCGCUCGGCUCGGAACGCCACAGUUGUUAUUCAAAUUCUAAAUGAGAAUGAGAACGCUCCCGUAUUUCAAAGCAGCGCGGAUAUCAGCGUGCUGGAGAACGUGACGACGGGCACGGUCAUUGGGCAAAUGGUUGCCACAGAUGCAGAUGAGGGUGCAAAUGGCGAGGUCCGCUACAGCUUGACUCAGGGUGGUUCGUUCGUGAGCAUUGACGCGAUCACGGGUGUCUUGACUUUGCGAUCGGGUCUGGACUACGAAACGCGACAGCGGGUUGAAGUGACUGUUGUGGCUCGCGAUCAAGGCGCCAUAUUUCAGUCGUCUAGCGUCACCUUCGCUCUCAUUAUUGUUGACGUCAACGACAACGGCCCUCAAUUUGCAGGUACCACGGCCACUUUUAGUGUGCUGGAAAACACACGUGCUACCUUUAUGGGCUUGCAGGUUACGGACGCCGAUUCGGUUCCCGACUUUUCCUUGGCCAUUGUGGACGACAUCACGGGUGUGUUUGCUAUUCUACCCAACGCCACCAUCACGAUGAGCGAUUCCUUGGAUCGGGAAGUCGUUGCCACUGUUGUUUUCAGGGCCGUUGCUACAGAUUCCUUGGGGCGCACAUCUCAAGUAACCGUGACGGUGACUGUUCUGGAUGAGAACGACAAUGCGCCCACGUUCCCACAAGCCGUUGUGAACAGCACCGUUCGUGAAGGUGAUACUUUGCCUAGCUUAGGAUACGUGACUGCCACGGAUGCAGACAGCGGCGUUAACGGCCAGCUCACGUACUCAAUUUUGAGCCCCACCUACGGCUUUACCGUCGAUGCUUCGACCGGCCUGGUGACGGGUACCGUCCCAUUGGAUUUUGAGACCCGCCCGCACUUGACGCUCACAAUCGUAGCCACCGACGGUGGUUCCCCAGCCCUAUCCUCCUCCGUGCUUGUCAACGUUCAAGUGCAGGACACAAACGACCACUCGCCCAACUUCAAUGCAUCCUCGAUCACGGUCACAAUUGACGAGAAUGUGGCCUCAGAUACUCUGGUCGUCCAAGUUGUGGCCACCGAUCUGGAUGCCAACAGCAUUUUGACCUACCAGUUGGAUGCCAUUGGCGCUGCUCUCUUCAACAUUGAUGCGAGCUCGGGUGAGAUUUUCACUGACGCUCCUCUUGAUUACGAGGAGCGCCAGCAAGUGAUCAUGGUGGUGACCGCAUAUGACGAGGAUUCCAGGAGUGAUAGCAUCACGGUCGUGUUGAACAUUCGUGACCUGAAUGACAACGUCCCCGUCUUUUCCCCGUCUUCUUACUCCACCACCGUGGUUGAAACCCUCCAGAGCGACUACUUGGUCGCUGUCGUCAGCGCAACCGACGCAGACUCGGGCAUGUACGGCACAGCAGGGUUGCAGUAUUCCAUCGUGCCGUCGUCCGGUUCGCACCUGUUCUAUCUUGUGGGCAACUACCUGUAUCUGCGCGAUAAUGUCGAUCGUGAGGUCUAUCCCAUUCUUAACAUCAUGGUCCAGGCGCGGGAUGGCGGAAAUCUGACGGCCACUGCCUCAGUGACAGUCAGCAUGAUCGACCUGAAUGACAACCCGCCGUCCUUCCCCAAUCCCAACAUUUCUCUCGGUAUUAUGGAGAAUCGACCCGUGGGCAGCUUUGUGGGGUUGGCCAACGCCAGCGAUCCUGAUGAGGGUGUCAAUGCUUUGAUUCGUUACGAGAUGACUGGGGCGGAUGCCGGGCUCUUUGCCAUCAACACCAGCACCGGCGCCAUCACCACUGCCGCCGUCUUUGAUCGUGAGGCUCGAGAACAUUACCAGGUCAUUGUGACGGCUCGUGAUGCUGGCAAUCUUGCCUCGGUCUUUUUUGACACAGCCACGGUCGAGAUCACCAUUCUUGAUGAAAAUGACAACGCGCCUCAGAUUGAGCAGGUACCGACUGCCUUUACAGUACGCGAGGAUGCGGCCGUGAAUACGACGUUGUUUGGCGUCGUUGCUUCAGACAGAGAUACUGGUGCCAAUGCAGCCUUGCGCUUUGAGCUGUGGAACUGCGCGCCUGCCACCUUGAUGACAUGUCCGUUUGGCUUCAGUGGCCAGCAACUGUUACUCAUUGCCCCGGUCGACCGUGAGACCAUUGAUCGAUACAAUCUUACCGUGGCUGUCCUGGACGCUGCAGCCGACGCCGGACCCCUCAACGACACGGCCUCCGUAACGGUAGUUAUCGGCGACGUCAACGAUAAUAGUCCCAUCUUCGUGCAAGGCGUUUACAACUUUUCUGUGGCCGAGAAUACAGCACCGGGUGUGAUUGGCAAUGUUGCAGCCACUGACGCGGACCUGGGGAUCAAUGCUCUCAUCCGAUAUGAAAGCGCAAACGCCAGCAUCGCCAGCGUCGGCAGUGACGGGACAGUGUACCUGGUUGGUCAUUUGGACUACGAGCAAGCGGUAGAAGUUAGCUUCUACGUGUGGGCCUUUGAUUCGGGCAACCUUAGCGGGUCAACACUAGUCCACAUCAUGGUUCAGGACGUGAACGACAACGCGCCAGUCUUUAGCGUACCUCGCAUUGAUAUCGUGUUGCCUGAGAACGAGAAUCGCAGCAGCCUUGCCUCAGUAGUGGUUACGGAUGCUGACUCCGGCUUGAAUCAACAGUUUGACCUCUCAGUCACAGGAGAGGGCGCAGAGUAUGUUGUGAUUGAGCGUGAAAACGCCACGGUCCGUAUUUCCGUUUUGGCCAUUGACCGAGAGGAGUACAGUGCUUUGAACGUCUCUCUCCUGGCAACAGAUCAAGGCACACCCUCGCAAAUGAGCAGCCUACCCAUCAGCAUCACGGUGACUGACGUCAAUGACAACGCUCCAACCGGCCCCGCGACGUUCGAGGCCACUGUUCUUGAAAAUCAGCCCGCAGGCACCAUCGUUGCUCGUGUGCCCUUCACCGACGCCGAUGCGGGCGCCAACGGACUGUUGCAGUUUUACUUGUUCGAUGCAGCCACGGUGGGUAGCAACUUUUUGCUGCAACCCUUGACUGGAGAGAUUGUGACGUCGCGAAUCUUUGAUCGUGAAGUGCAAGGUCGCUAUGAGUUCCGCGUUAUCGCACAAGACUCAGGCACGCCUUCCUUGAGCAGCACCAUGAACGUGACUAUCAUCAUCGGAGAUCUGAACGACAACCGUCCUCGCUUCACUUCUACUGAAUUCACUGCCGCCGUGCCAGAGGACAUCAACGCCACCGUCCCCGCGCUUGUACUGAACGCAACAGACGCAGACAUCGGAGUCAACGCGCUGCUCAACUUUACCCUAUUGUCUAGUGAUUGGGCCGAUCUGUUUGUGGAUGCUGGAACGGGAGCCAUCUUCUUGUCAGCCGACUACGAGACGCAGACUGUGAUUACGGGUACAGUCAAGGUUGAAAAUGUCAAUACCACGGUCAGCACAUAUGACGUGGCAACCUUCACCAUCAAUAUACUGGAUGUUAAUGACGUUGCACCCACCGUGACAGUGCCCACCAAUGUUAGCGUGUACGAGAACACCCUGGAGGCGGUGAUCCUGGGCUCAGUCACAGGUACAGACCCCGAUACUGGCCUCGGAGGAGUCAUCACGUAUUCCACAAACAGCUCCUUCUUUGCCAUCAAUGCGACUACGGGUGUUGUCACAACUAUUCCGAACGCACCACUCGACCGCGAGGCCGCGACUGUCGUGGAGCUGGUGAUCAUUGCCACUGACGGUGUUCACAACACGUCAGCUACCAUCUUCGUCACGGUUUUGGAUCGAAAUGACAACCCGCCUAUCCCCACCGCGUCAGUAUUAUACUUGGAAGCGGCCGAAGACUUUGUUGGCGAGCUUGCCAUCAUCACCGGUACCGAUGCCGACGAGGGCGCCAACGCAGUCAUCUCCUACUAUAUUGCCAACAGCACAGCAAUGGCUCGAUUUGCCAUUGACUCUGUGACAGGAAACCUGACCUGUGCAGAUCUUGAUUAUGAGGAGUCAAUCCGCGAGAUGAUUAUCGUAGGCUUGACGGAUGGCCUCCCAGGUAGCAAUGACUCCUUUGUGACGAUCAACGUGAAUGUCACGGACGUGAACGACGAAGCCCCCGUCUUUGACUCAACCACAUACUACGAUGUUUUUGAGAAUGAGUUCGACGGCGCUGUAGUAGCUCAAGUCGUGGCCUUUGAUCGUGACACGGGCAGCGGUGGUGUCGUGCGGUAUGCAUUGACAGCUGCGGAUAAUUGCACUGCCUUUUUUACCGUUGACCCUGUUACGGGCGUGCUGGAGACAGUCACUCGCCUCGACCGCGAGCGCCAAGAAACAUUCACCUGCGUGGUUUUGGCUGCAGAUCAAGGAAGCCCUUCACUCUCCUCCACGACCACGGUGGACAUUGUCGUCCUUGACCGUAAUGACAACGAGCCCAGCUUUGAGCAGACGGCGUAUGCUUUCGACGUGGCUGAACUCUUUUUGGGGCAAUUUGCUAGUGUCUCUGCCACUGACGCUGAUACUCCUGCCAACACCAACAUUUCAUUUGGCCUGCUUGAGCCAUCGGCUGCAUUUGGUAUCGACCCUCUGUCGGGGUCGCUCUUCACCAAAAUCGCUCUUGACCGAGAGACCCGGGAAAUGUAUGAGCUGACCCUGACCGUCAGCGACGGCCAACUCUCGUCAACGGCCACUGCGCUCAUCACUGUCACGGAUGUCAACGACAAUGGCCCUGUUGUGGCAGGAGGCACCAACGGCGCGGUGACAGAGAAUAUGCCAUUCAACGAAACCGUUUUGCAGCUCAUUGUGACCGACGCAGAUAUUGGCUUAAACGCCGAAGUCAACUACACGCUGCUCGGUAACGUAUCCCUCUUUGAGAUGGACCAUACGGGGCGGCUUUACACCCUUGGCCCGCUCGAUCGAGAGCUCCAGGCCAGCUACUUCCUAUCUGUUUUGGUUCAAAACACGGCGCCUCCUUACUUUUCGACCACUGCCACAGUCAGCGUCACAGUCUUGGACAUUAACGACAACGCACCUAUUUUUGUGGCACCUCCCAUGUCCGUAAGCAUCCCCGAAAAUGCGCCUCUAGGCCUGCUGCCCGUCGAGUUGGAGGUGACGGACAGUGAUGUGGGCACCAACGCUCAGGUGACGCUGUCAGUGUUCGAUCCCAUCGGUAAGAUUGACAUAGAUGCCUCAGGCCAGCUGUUGCUGAUUGGUGAGCUCGACCGUGAGGCCCUGGCAGCGUUUGAGAUUAUGAUCAUGGCCAUUGAUGCGGGCACACCACAGCUGUCAACAAAUAUCACCAUCAUGAUCAACGUCGAGGAUGUCAACGACAACGCGCCCGUAUUCGAGCAGCUAGUUUAUGAAUAUGAUGUGCCCGAAGAUCUGGCUCUUGGUCCCAUGGGCCUGUACGUUCAUGCUACUGAGUCAGAUCUCAAUGAGACGACGACCUAUGCCGUUGAAGACAACAACUACCUUGGCGUGAAUAGCAGUUCAGGUGAACUUAUUCUUCUGGCAGCUUUGGAUCGCGAGAGUUUUGUCGAGCUCUUUGUGCAGGUGUCGGCCACGGAUGUGGUCGGCAACAAUGCAACGGCGCGUGUGGAGCUGACCAUUACUGAUGUUAACGACAACGCACCAGUGUUUGACCUCACCUCGUAUAGCACCAGCAUCAGCGAGGGUCAAACCGGCGCGUUGCUGUCCGUGUCCGCAACAGACGCGGACGAGGGCCUGGCUGGCACUGCAGGAAUUCGCUUCCGCCUGGUGGACAAUCCCAACAACUUGAGUCUAACGGUGGAUGCAACGUCUGGUCUGAUCACCCUGACUGCUGCCAUUGAUUAUGAGGUUCUGCCCAACGCGACCUUCGUCGUUGAGGCCUACAACCUUCUGGAUAGCAGCUUGGCAACCUCCGUUGAGGUUACUGUUGUUGUGCUGGACGUGAAUGACAACGCCCCGGCCUUUACAGAUGGCAUUACCUCUGUAUCUGUGACGGAAAAUGCGCCGCUGAGCACUGUCAUGGCUCAGUUCACUGCCUCGGACGUGGACGUAUCCAGCACCUUGCUUUCCUUUUAUCUUCGAAGCGCUGACGGCGUGUUUGCUGUAGGCGAGGUGACAGGAGUUUUGUCACCGCUCAUCAACCUGGAUCGCGAGACCCGUGCAGCUUACGCCAUCAUCGUUGGGUGCAGCGAUGGCAGCUUCACAGUUGAGAAAACCGUGCAAGUUUCCGUGUUGGACCAAAAUGACAACGAGCCCUUGUUCGUCGGCACAACACCUAGUAAUCUAUCGCUGUCCGAAGGUGCAGCCAUCGGCGACGUGUUCUACACGUUUGCUGCCACAGAUGCGGAUCUCAACAGUAACAUCACAUUUGCUCUGGUUAACACCACACGUGCUGGCGUGUUUGCUGUCUCGCCAGAUGGCGUGCUGUCAUUAGCCAGCUUACUGGACUAUGAGAACUGGACAAUGGCGACCGUCGUGGUGCGCGCCGAUGAUAACGGCGGUCCGGCCGUGACUGUGGGCAGCAACAUGACUGGUGCUGCCCUCACACCUUGCAAGGGUCACUGCACCGAUCACGUCAUUGUCCUGAAUGUCGAGGAUGCCAACGAUAACGCUCCACAGUUUGCUGUCGCAUACCAGGAGAUCACCAUCUCAGAGUCGCUGACGGUGGGCACGCCUGUUGCUCAGGUUAACGCCUCAGAUGCCGACUCGGGCGUAAACGCCGAGGUACGCUUCUCAGUGACAAUGGGGGGCUCCAUUUUUGCCAUUGACGCUGUGAGUGGCGUUCUAUCUGUGAGUGGUACGCUGGAUUUUGAGUCUGAAGAGACGAUUCAGGUACAAAUCAUGGCCACGGACCAAGGCACGCCGGCACUCACGGCCACUGCCACGGUUCUCGUACAGCUGACAGACUUUAAUGACAAUGCACCACGGUUUGUUUCAAAUCUCCCAACCUCUAUCAUGGUGGCGGAGGACACCACUCCGUCCAACCUGGGUGUUUGGGCCGCCUCAGACUUGGAUUCUGGUAUCAACGCAGUGCUCUCCUAUAGUCUUCAGAACGAUUUCAGCGGUCUCUUUGCUCUGCAGAGCACGACCGGACUUUUGAGCCUUGAGCAGUCUUUGGACUACGAGAUGCGUCAGGCAUAUGAUCUUACUAUCAUCGUACAAGACAGCGGCACACCGUCGCUUAGCACGAGCAUGGUCUUGCGCAUCAAUGUUGGCAACGUCAAUGACAACGCCCCGGUUUUUGUGCCGGUGUCGCAAACUUUGGAGGUCGAAGAGAACGCCGAAUUUGUGACUCUCGUGACCGUGCAAGCCACGGACGCCGAUGGCGACGUGCUGCGCUAUCGCCUGCAGCCUACAGAGCACGCCGACGCAUUUGGUUUGCAGGCCACCUCUGGUGUGCUGGUGCUGCGGGACGCUUUGGACUAUGAGGCUGUCCAACAGGUCGACCUUGUGAUCGAGGCAUAUGACACGACGGCUAAUCCCUUGCGCGCCACCUUGAAUUUGACCAUUCAUAUUUUGAACGUGAAUGACAAUGCCCCAGUGUUUUCUCGGCAGCUCUACUCGGUCGACGUUUCAGAAAGCACAGCAAUCGGGACAACCAUCCUCACAACAACAGCCACGGAUCUUGAUGCCAGCGAUACCCUCACAUACACAGUGAGCGGUGCACCUGGUGUCGUGGUCAUCAACUCAACAUCUGGUCAGCUCUCAACAGAGGCUGGGCUGGACUACGAGCAAAUGCAGAGUUACACCUUGACGGUCGUGGCCGAGGAUCAAGGUGGGCUCGUUGGCACAGCAUUGGUCUAUGUCACCGUACUGGACGUCAACGAUAAUCAUCCGCAGUUUGCAUCCUCAGCCUAUGCAGGUGCCGUCCCCGAGAACGCAGCAGCUAAUACUGCCAUUGCCAUGAGCAGCGUGUUUGAGGCAACCGAUGCCGACCUUGAAGUUGGCAACGUGGUCUCGUAUGCCCUUGAAAACUCUUCUGCGCUGUUCCGGAUUGAGGCUGAAACUGGCAUUCUCUACACAACUGCGCCACUGGACGCGGAGGUGCAGCGCGUUUAUUCUCUUUGGGUGCGUGCCAUUGACAAUGGCAGUCCACCCCUCUCGUCGGCCCUUGUGGCGGUUGUCAUCAACGUGACAGACCUCAACGACAAUUCGCCCGUCUUCAUGGACCGCGGCGAAGGCGGUGUGGCAUUCACCCCUGCACAAAAUGGUGUGCGAGCCCAAUACGAAUUGACGACAGCGGAUGACGAUUGCACGGACAACUUUGAGCUAUGCGAUGUCGGUCGCGUGCUCCUGACUGUAGCAGCUAGCGAUCUCGAUGUCGGGACCAAUGCAGACAUCACAUUCACAUUUGCCACUGCAUCGACCACACUGGCUAUUGACGCUAGCUCUGGUGCCAUUUCCCUUACUGCAGGCGUGGAUCGCGAAGUCACGGAGGAACUUGAAGUCGUUGUGGUAGCUACUGAUGGUGGUUCACCCGCGCGGGCGGUUGAGGCCCUUGUGCGCCUUUCGGUGGAAGACCGAAACGACAACAGCCCAGCUUUUCUGCAAGACGCUGUCAACCUGACCUUGGCCGAAAACACACCGGCCAAUUCGGUGCUUGUAACCUUGACAGCCACCGACCCAGAUGAGAGUGGGGCCGCGACAGUGAACUAUUUCUUGGUUGAUGCAAGCAACCGUAUUCAAACGCACGACAGCUUUGUUGUGGGCCAGUCAUCAGGCAUUGUGUCAACCCGGCGCAGCUUGGACUAUGAGACCGACGCACCGACCUAUGAGCUGCGUGUGGCUGCGGUGGAUCAGGACGAGAACCUGGCCGUGGCUAUUGUCCGCGUUGCCUUGCUGGACGUCAAUGACCUUGCUCCCACAAUUUCUUUCGGAGGGGCCACGACCGUUCUCAUCUCCGAGAUUGUUCGCAGCGAGCUUCCUGUCGGAGGCCUUCUCCUUGAGGACGGUGACGGGUCUGACGAAUUUUCCAUGAGCGCAGUGGCUUGGUCAGUAUCACCCACAACGAGCGCCUUUAGCGUGUCCUCCGACUACAUGGCUUCUGGAAGUGUUGUGCCGAUCUACGUGUCUAACCUAGCUUACGUAAGCACGGCAACGAAUACAUACACGCUAACUGCGCGCGCCUCCAAUGUUGGCGGGACACCUUCGUCGGGUUCUGUUGCUCGUCAAUAUCGUGUAGUGCCAUUUAUUGAUGCCGCUGAAACAGAAGAUGCCCGCGCCGUGCGUUUCAAUCUUCAGCGCCCCUCAAUCUGCGACGAGUUCCCGGAGUAUGAUGCUUGCAGUUCAGCGCGACGUCGCCGCAACACGCUCAAUCUCACGCGGGUCGAAGUGUGGAUGCGCCGCAAUUACGACUGUACCCCGGAGCUCUGUUUGGGUCAAGAAGGUGAAACUAUUGCGAUGGAGGAUGGCUACUGCUGGUGUCAAAUUUUUGGUCCCGCCAAUGCCGACUACAAUGCUUCAGCCGACACUUAUGAGUUGGAUGGACUCUUACCCAGCACAUCAUACCAGUUUCAGUUGCGCGAGUACGACGAAGGCAACAAUCUCGUGUAUAGCAGCCGAUCCUACAGCCGCCAGACUCUUGACUUUAAUGUUGAUUCGGAGAGUGUCACCGUGCGCCAGCUAACGUCCCGGCCCAGCUUCAACGUCUCCUGGACGGCACCAAGUGAGCCCAACGGGCAGAUCCUGGGCUAUCGCCUGUGUUACUGCGCACCCAGCAUUCCACGCAGCGAUUGCUCGUGUAGUCUUGACGAUGCCAUGGCCGUCCCAGCCUCAGGGUAUACCGACUUCUCUUGGGUGGUUGUCCCGGAUCAGGGUGAAACCUUGGAGGUUGGUGUCAACUAUUCAUUCGUUGUGCAAACCCGUACUUUGCUUAACAACGAAGUAGUGGCGGUUGAGACGGACCCGAUGGUGCUGAAUACGGUUAAUCAGAACACGUCCUCGACAGGAUCAACAUCCUCCAAUGAAGCCGCGUCCUCUGCACUUAUCGCUGCCAUUGUAGUGGUUGCAGUGUUGGGGCUCUUGAUCCUCGUCUUGGUUGUCAUGUUCUUGCGCCGCAAGGACGCACGCACCGGUACCUCCAACCUGGGGCCCGCUAUUUUCCCCAUGGAGGAUCGCACGCUGGGUGCAAGCACCAAAACGGUGACCAUCGACCUGGAUACUUUGAAGCGAGACAUGCUUCAAGACAGCAUGACCAGCUUGGACCAGACAGGCUUGAGCGCAAGCUCUGGGGCUGCUGUCAACGGCCUUGGUGGAUCACAGUGGAACUACAUGACUCAGGAGCGGGCGGAACAAUUCUGGAGUGCACCCGAUGGAGGCCUCGGGGCCAGUCAGGAGGAGCCCGAGUUGAUGGAAACAAGCAUUCCUCGUCGAUCCUUUGGUCUGAAUACAGUCCGUGUCAUGGCCGACGGUGUGGGCGGAGUGCAGGUACGCAACAGUCCACUCGCGCCGCCCCGAUCAGCGGCCACUCCCAAUGCUGCAUACCACCAACACCUGUCCAUGCUACAUGCGCGUUUUGCUGGGGAGGAGCGUACUCCCACGACGGUCGAUGCCUCUUAUUUGGAAGCCGUUGUUGAGGAGAGACGUGUGAAGAACCAGAUUGAUGCUGAGUUUGAUGCAAUCAAACACGACUCGGAGAGCUCGCCCUUCACGUUCAAGGCGGCCACUGAGACGUACAACGUCAAGAAGAAUCGCUAUGGCAAUGUGUUGCCCAUUGAUGACACUCGCGUCUUGCUGUCGCACACAGGGCAACUCGGAUCAGACUACAUCAAUGCCAACUACAUUCCCAGCUGGACACGCGACAACGCCUUCAUUGCCUCACAGGGGCCAAUUGCCUCGACAGUAGGCGACUUUUGGCGCAUGAUUUGGGAGACAAAUUCCUCCAGCAUCAUCAUGAUGACGCGUGAGGUGGAGGAGGGUCGCCUCAAGUGCUACAAGUACUGGCCCGAGCCGGAAGUACCAAUGCGGGUGGGUGGCUACAGCAUCGUGGCUCUGGACUACACCAAUCUUUCACCCGAGUAUGGCGUGCGCACGUUGCGCCUCAUCGACCUGGAAACCAACGAGGCUCGCAUCAUCAAGCAAUUUGACUACUUUAGCUGGCCUGAUGGCGGAGCCCCACCCACGGCCGUGGGCUUUAUCCGCUUUGUGCUCGACGUGAAGCAGCACAUUGAGGCAGCGCGAUCUGGGAAUGAGGUUGGGCCGCCAGUUGUGCAUUGCAGCGCCGGCAUUGGCCGAACAGGCACCUUUUUAGCCAUGUAUGCUCUCAUGCAGCGGCUGGAGUCACUGGGCAAUGUGGAUGUGGCAGCCACCGUUGCCUACCUGCGCAUGUACCGCGCCGGUCUUGUGCAGACCGUGGUGCAAUAUCGGUUCCUCUACGAGGCCAUUGUCACAUAUUACAAAACAAACCCACAGUUGUACAACAUGACACGGGCUGCCACCGCCGCUGCGCAGCACAACGCUCGUGCCCAGGCCAGUCUCGAUCCCCAGACAGUGUAUGGAGCGUCGGGAGCUACGGCCAACACUUCCUUGUACUCUUCGACGAGUGCAUCGUCCCAGCAGCACGAGCUGCAGACGUUCCAGGCGUCAUCAGACGAUGCCGACGACGACUUUGAGUCUUUGAUUCAAACUUUGAACACAAUUGUCUGA
This is a messenger RNA of Monosiga brevicollis MX1, 21129 nucleotides long. RefSeq lists its product as uncharacterized. Gene Ontology annotation, biological process: homophilic cell-cell adhesion; protein dephosphorylation. Gene Ontology annotation, molecular function: protein tyrosine phosphatase activity; protein binding; calcium ion binding. Bases 1 to 21129 code for a protein of 7042 amino acids. NCBI's taxonomy places the organism in Eukaryota, Choanoflagellata, Craspedida, Salpingoecidae. The record is from RefSeq and is a predicted model, not a curated record. The transcript has 3 exons. Gene Ontology annotation, cellular component: plasma membrane.